Molecule: messenger RNA, 1478 nt
Organism: Cuscuta europaea
Lineage: Eukaryota; Viridiplantae; Streptophyta; Magnoliopsida; Solanales; Convolvulaceae
Source: the annotation of a GenBank genome assembly
ACCCACCAACAUCUCAUAUCCUCCUCCCACACUUUCACACCAACAAAACAAACAAGGCUUCUUGUUCAAAGGUUGUAAUGGCUGAACGAGUUGCACACCCUGGCCCUCGGGAUCGUUCUGUUUUAGUUAUGAUACCCGGUGAGCAUCGUGCCGAUCGUGUGUGGCACGAAUCAGCAUUUCGAGAUGACAAACUGAGGUGCCAUCACUAUUCGUCAUGUGCCUAUGUUGAUGAUGGUCCGCGUCAUCCUGGGGUGGUACGGUUGUUGAGAGCAUCUGGGUUUCACGGUGUCGAGAGAAUAGGACAAGUACAGUUAGAUUGGUCACUUCUGACUGCGUUAGUGGAGAGGUGGAGACCCGAGGUACACGCAUUUCAUUUGCCCUUUGGUGAGGUAGGAUUGACUUUACAGGAUGUGCAAGUGUUGUUGGAGGAUGUUUAAUCCUUCUACAAAUCUGGGCAUGGGAGAGAUUGCCGAUGGUUCGGCCCCAAGGUCAUCUCCCACUUGACCAUAUAUUGGAUUUUCCGUAUGCUGUUAGGUGGGCGUGUCAACAUGAUUGGCAGCAAACAAACAGAUUUUCGUUACGGGUAUAUAGGGACCAACUAGAUCGGAUGACGGAAGAUGAGGUAUAAUUUGUUACUUGUACAAUUCAAUUUUACAUGAUUUUUAAUUUGUUACAUUCAAAUUCAAUAAAUUAAAUGAUAUAAAUGAUAUAAAUGACAACAAAUCUUUCGGAAAGUUUCAACAUUGCUCUCAAAGGAUGUAUGACAUUGCCAAUCACUACCCUUGUACGAGCAACUUUUGACAAACUAGUCCAGCUCUUCGCCCAACGUCGUAGUGCUGGUAUGAUGUGGCAGCAAGCUGGAUAUCAUUUUCCGGACAACAUUCGGAAAGAGAUUAUGGAGCGUUGGCACCAAAGACCUCACACUAUGGUUCUUCCACACAACCACUACACAGGAAUUUACUCAGUCGCCGUGGAUAAUGCAACACCUGUUACGGUGAAUCUAUCGAGACUUGUCUGUGAGUGCGGUUGUUGGAGGAUGAACGACAUGCCAUGCGUCCAUGCGCAUGCUGUCUGCCAUUUUCUUAAGUGCCUUGUUGAUCAUCUUAUUCCAGAGGUAUACAAACUAAGUUCUUACAUAAAUGCACAUUCCAGUGAUAUCAUGCCAUUGUCGAAUCUGAAUGAGUGGCCACAAAAUGAGUUCAUUCUUCUGCCGCCUAAAUACUCUUCCAGAACUUCUCGAGUAGGACGCCGUCAAGAAACAAGAUUUCCAAAUGAGAUGGAUAUGCAUCCAAGACGCAGAGCACAACAUGAUUGAUUCACAUUUGUACUCUCUUAUGGUGUAUUAUUUCUUUUCUUUGUAGUUUGUUUUAAUGUUGUAACACUUUUAUUAGCCAUAUGUUUCAAAUGUACUUUUAAUAUGUUAUGAACUUUGUUUAAUUUUGAGUUCAUAUGACUUAAUGGGUCACUUAUUAUUAAAC